Halichondria panicea is the source of this 459-nucleotide messenger RNA. Its product is annotated as protein UXT-like. Bases 1 to 459 code for a protein of 152 amino acids. NCBI's taxonomy places the organism in Eukaryota, Metazoa, Porifera, Demospongiae, Suberitida, Halichondriidae. Gene Ontology annotation, molecular function: transcription corepressor activity. Gene Ontology annotation, biological process: negative regulation of transcription by RNA polymerase II. The transcript has a single exon. The record is from RefSeq and is a predicted model, not a curated record.
AUGGACUCCCUUCAGUUACCUGCAAAGGUGGAAAAGUAUGAAGAUUUCCUCAACGAGCGAUUGAGGACAGAUCUGAAGAUGGUGUUGAAUCAGCGAGACCAGUUGUACAGUGACAUAGGAGAGCUGACUCAACUAAAGCAGACCAUACAACACAUGCAGAGUGUACCCCCUCCUCUCAAGACUAUGGUAGACAUUGGCUGCAACGUGUAUACACAGGCUAGAGUGGAGGAUGUCUCCACAUUGUGUGUAGCUGUAGGAAUGGGGUUCUUCCUGGAGAUGGAGCUAGGGGAAGCAAGUGUGUACGUGGACAAGAGGGUAACAGAACUGACAGAAAGAGCUUUAGAGUUGACCCAUCAAGCAUCUCUUAUAAAUGCUAGAAUCAAGAUGGUGCUUCAAGCACUCAAUGAACUGCAAUUUAGUAGUGACACUUUAGAGCAGCCUCAUAGACAUGUAUGGUGA